This is a messenger RNA of Schistosoma rodhaini, 873 nucleotides long. The record is from the annotation of a GenBank genome assembly. NCBI's taxonomy places the organism in Eukaryota, Metazoa, Platyhelminthes, Trematoda, Strigeidida, Schistosomatidae.
AUGUUGUGGCAUAUUCUAUUUAUUCUGAACUUAAUACUAUCUUCAACUUUCUCACUUCUAGAAACGGAGAAGCUACCUCAUUUCGCUCUUCGUAGUUUCUUGUCUACAAACGAUAUCGUUUAUUUUAAUUUCCCCAUACCACAACACACAUUCGUUACCAAACUCUCAAUAUCCAUCACCUUUCAUGGUUGCAAUCCUGAAAACAUUAGUUUAACUCUUCGUUCAGGAUCUUUUCCUGUAGUCAGACCAUUCGGUGUCUCAGUACCAAAUGGUAUCUUGGAGCCUAUAAACUCUCAUUCGCUAAACAUACCGAUUAAGGAAUCAUUUAACUUGACGUUUACUUCGGAAGAUUGUGGGACUUACUCUCAAUUCCAUGUGAGGUCAAUUAAUCUUCGAAAUGCAGCAAACAUUGACAUAAAUAUUAAUGGGCCUGUUGUUGGCAUGUGGUAUAUCGGUGCUUACAUGACCACCUCUUUUCAGAAAGAAUGCAUAGCAUGGUUAUUACCAUCUGUCAGACACGACAUUUCUUAUAUUGAUGGACAUAUUUCAUACAAUUAUAAUGCUCAGUUAAGACACAAUCAGUCAAUUGUUCAUGAGAAACCAUUCAUUGCGGGCAUUCAUGAGCUUCCCAGUAGAACAAUAUUCGCUUCCCAUUCAGAAGAAAAAAUUUUCCAUCGGAAAAAACGACGCAAACCUUUUUAUCAUUCUUUGGUUCAUUCUACUGCAGACCAACCUAUGCACAGUUCUUUGAUACCUCCAAGUUCGUCAACAGAAUCAAACAGCAAUAAUCCAUACCAUAUAAGAAAUUUGUCAUUCUUGGUGUCACCAUUUGACUUGGAACUGGCUCCCAUGGAAGGCAGAUUAUAUUUGUAA